ACGUGAUCUCUCAGUCCAAUGUUACUCGCCUUCCAGUAUCAAAUCAUCAUUUCAAAGUUGGUUUUUUUCUCACGACCAAACCCACUGACUUUCACUGCGAUAACCUAGAGGUUUUCUCAAUUACAAAAUCAUCACUUGAGAAUGACGAAAUCACUGAAUUUCAGGGAGUGUCACUUCUCCCAUAAAACAGAUCAGUGGUGGAAGAAAUCUGCGUCACCGGUAUAAAUAAAACCGACGUUAAAUAUUUAUUGCAUUUUUAUUUAGGAAAAAUACCAUUGGCAAGUAGGACUGAAUAUUUAGUGAAAAAUGAGUUUAGCUGAUGUACAAAACGUUUUUAAGUGUCUUGCCUGGAAAAUCGCGUGAUGCACUGCAAGGAAAGAGAUCGUAAUUAUGAAUCACCGACCAGGGAUGUCAGUAUGAGAGGAAAAACGAGCGCGUCCGAUGUCGAACAUGGACUCGUAAAACCAUACUCAGUCUCCUCCGUGUACACGAGAAAAAAAGCCGGAUAUACGCGAGUAUUGGAAUUUAAAUCAGGUGGCUCGGUGGUUGGAGGUGGGAGGACGGGGCGGAGUACUAUUAUCAGGACACUGGCAUUUGUCUUCCUGGUGACUUUUCUAUGGCUACAGCUUCAUGUUAUCAGUCUCACCGGUAGGGAUUUGCCAGCACAGUCAUCGGCUAAUGAAACAUUGUUUUCCCUUGUGCCUCAAGAAUUACACAGAUUCUUAAAAGAGAGACGUAAUAGUUCACUUCAUCAGGGACCUAAUGGAACUCUCGGUAGUCUCGCUGAAGUAGACAUAAUUGAAAUACAACGUGGUAUCGAGAGAAUAAAUGCAGAGCAAAAAAUUUAUAACGAUGAUGCAUUUGGUCCACUGGCGGCUGAUGCGCCGGUGAUUGUCAUUCAGGUUCAUUCGAGAUUGACGUACCUGAGACACCUCAUUGUAUCAUUAGCUCAAGCUCGGGGCAUUGAACAAGCGCUCUUGAUAUUCAGUCACGAUGUUUGGCAUCCCGACAUUAACUACCUCAUCCAGAGCGUGGAUUUUUGCCGGGUCAUGCAGAUAUUUUAUCCGCAUAGUAUACAAACACAUCCCAAGAGCUUUCCGGGCGAAGAUCCCAAUGACUGCCCUCGGAACACCAAUAAACAGCAAGCCUUGGCCUUAAAAUGUAUAAACGCUCAGCAUCCAGACCUUUACGGUCAUUACCGCGAGGCGAAGUUCACCCAGACUAAGCACCACUGGUGGUGGAAGGCAAAUCGUGUCUUUGAUCAGCUCACGGUGACCCGAAAUCAUACGGGUAUGGUUCUAUUUCUGGAGGAGGAUCACUAUGUGGCGGAGGAUUUUCUUCAUGUACUCAGGCUUAUGGAGCAUACUUGCAAACAUGCCUGCGAACGAUGUAAUGUGCUCUCCCUGGGCACUUAUCUCAAGACUUAUAAUUACAACGCAGACUACAGUCGAAAGUAUCUCGGUGUGAAUGCUGUCCUCCAAACGGAACUGCUUCGUGGCCUAGACAGAAAUGAACAGCGUCAACGCACAUAUCACCAGCUUCAGCCGUUUAAACAAGGCAAUCAUCACCUGGGAAAGCCAUCGAUUGAGACUCGUCGCACUGGCUCAACGCCAUUUUUUCAUAGUACCAAGUCAAUUCAACCAUCACCCGCAUGGGCUUAUCAACUAUUACCAAGUCUCUACAAUCAUUACCAGAAGGCCGAGGUAACACCGUGGAUAUCCAGCAAACAUAAUAUGGGAAUGGCUUUCAAUCGCAUUACGUGGAACAAGUUACACAAAUGCGCCUUGAAAUUUUGCUCAUAUGAUGAUUAUAAUUGGGAUUGGAGUCUUCAGCAUAUUGCACAGACGUGUCUUCCACCAAGCAGGGGAGCUGGGCCUGCACCGAGAGUUGAUUCGGGCCUUGUUACCAUGAUGAUGCGUGCACCCAGGGUGUUUCAUAUUGGUGAAUGUGGUGUUCACCACAAAACAAACAACUGUGAAUCAACAGCUGUGAUUGCUAAAGUCCAAAACAUACUAAAGUCAGCAAGGGUGCACCUAUUUCCAUCUCAGUUGACCCUGACAAUAGCGAGUAUCACCAAAAAGACGAAAUUACGCAAAGGUAAUGGUGGCUGGGGUGACACCAGAGACCACGAGCUCUGCUGGAACAUCACGGUCAAUCCUGAUCUGAUAUUGCCUUGAUGUAAAAACCCCAGAGUUGGCUGGUAAAUCAGUUGGAGAAAAAAAGAGCGCUACGUUUCUGCCUAAAACCUCAAUUGACAUUUUAAUAAUGAGUAAUGCGUUGCAGAGUUGUAGCUCAAUGGACAGGUCAUUUUACUCGGAUACGUAUCAAUUUACAUUUCGUAUUUAUGAUGUCUGAAAGCCAUAGUCUAUUUGCAAGAAGCAAUAGUGAUAUGAUUGGCUCCAAGGGGCCACUGGAUAACGCACACGCUCAACCAAUCAUAGAAUUCGGCGGAAUUUUUUCAAUCCUUUUUAUUUUUUCAAUAAUCGAGACUAUUGAUUUAUUUAAUUUUUUGUUCCACUAGGUAUUAAGAUGAGCUAAGGAAACUUUAUUUCAACGACGUGUACACGAUAUUCUAGUCAUGCCUAAUUCAUCUGUUAAGAUUGAAAUAUCGAGACUAUCGAGUGUGAAUGAAAAAAAUCCAAUGGAAUUUCAAAAACAAUCCUAUUAGAUUAUUCACACGCGACCCAUUUCCUUAUUAAUGUGAUUUAAAAUACCUAAAAGAGUAUUUUACUUUUUUUCCUUUUACCCGUAUUUAGGUUUACACAAUUAUUUGAUAAAAUUGUUUAUUUACUUGAAUAAUGAAUGCACUAGUACGCACAAAGUCUAGGUCGGAGUUUCGCCAACUGCAUAUGCAGUGGCCAUUAUCACCGAGUAAAAUAACACCCCUAGUUGCAACACUUAACAUUAUAUCCGUGCAAUAGUAUUUAUUUAUUUAUUUAUUACUAAUUUGUUUUUCAAUAGUUCAGUCGUAUCUUCAGGGAAGCGAUGAAUUCAAGUUUUACGAAUGGAGCAGUGAAUUUCGCUUAUUAUGUAUAAGUAUAGAUAGGUUUGUUGUUAAUAGUGGGGAGUGGUAAAAAUUACGACGAACAGACAUUGAAAAUUAAUGAAUUAUCGUCUAGUGUAUAAACUUUGCCAUACCAAAGGACGAUGUUGUACCGUCAGCAAAUGAUUUUCUAACGAAAUAAAAAACCAAUGUUCCUCAGA
Messenger RNA from Diachasmimorpha longicaudata, 3204 nucleotides. It is a transcript of the gene Mgat2, whose product is annotated as alpha-1,6-mannosyl-glycoprotein 2-beta-N-acetylglucosaminyltransferase. The record is from RefSeq and is a predicted model, not a curated record. The transcript is spliced from 9 exons. Gene Ontology annotation, molecular function: alpha-1,6-mannosylglycoprotein 2-beta-N-acetylglucosaminyltransferase activity. Gene Ontology annotation, cellular component: Golgi stack; Golgi membrane. The coding region runs from base 363 to 2177 and encodes 604 amino acids. Gene Ontology annotation, biological process: protein N-linked glycosylation; oligosaccharide biosynthetic process. Lineage: Eukaryota; Metazoa; Arthropoda; Insecta; Hymenoptera; Braconidae.